Molecule: messenger RNA, 1687 nt
Organism: Scleropages formosus (Asian bonytongue)
Lineage: Eukaryota; Metazoa; Chordata; Actinopteri; Osteoglossiformes; Osteoglossidae
Product: E3 ubiquitin-protein ligase znrf2-like
Exons: 5
Coding region: 459-1058 (199 amino acids)
Biological process (GO): protein K48-linked ubiquitination; proteasome-mediated ubiquitin-dependent protein catabolic process
Cellular component (GO): intracellular membrane-bounded organelle; membrane; cytoplasm
Molecular function (GO): ubiquitin protein ligase activity
Source: RefSeq, a predicted model, not a curated record
UUGCAGCUCGCGCCGUAGCGCGUGCUAGUCAGUAGAGCGCAUCUUAUGCGCAACUCUGAGAUACGGAGCGCUGCAGUCGUACGGGGAGACGCUCCAGGAAGUCUAGCGCCUAUAGUUUCCCUUGUGAAGAAGAAGAAGCGCGAAUGAAAACAUCCGUAAAGUGGCUCGCGUGAGAGCGGUUGCUGCUUAACUGCCGGAGCUCAACAAGUCCGUGCGCUCGACGCUUAUCUGGCAGUCCGCUGAUUGUUGGCCUCACUCGGAGCCGCUUUUCCGGUUCUCGUUUUCUUCCGCUGACACACACUGGCACAGUCGGUUAUGUAAGGUUUUGUUUAUUCUUUGUAUAACGUGUUUAUCAGGUCCUCGUGUCCCCAUGCCUUAAACGUAACACGGAGCGUCUGGUACCGGGGACAUUAGUGCGAGCCGAUUUGCCCUGCUGCUGGGUGUCUGGUAACUCAAUUAUGGGGACUAAGCAGAGCAUCCCUGCCGGAGCCGGCCGGACCCGAGCCUACUCUAAUUCGGACACGCCUUCGAGCGCCUUCACAAGCCCCAGCGGCAACGGCAGGACCGCGGCGGUGGCCGUGAGAUUCCCCGCGCAGGGCCCAGCACAGCAGGUUACCUCGAGACCCCGAGCCGCGGGGGCGAGCGGAGCGGGUGCGAGCGGCGCAGGGACAGCGUCGACAGCGCCGUCGGACGGCAACGAAUCAGAACACCCCCAUGGAGAAAGGGGUGUGUCACACGAGGCGCCCCGUCUCCUGAUUGGCUCUCUACCUUCCCGUUUUCCUCCUCACCUCUUUGAAGGUUUCAAGUGUCCAGUGUGUUCCAAGUUUGUCCCCCCAGAUGAGACGGAUUUUCACCUGGUGAUGUGCUUAACCAAGCCACAGAUCACCUAUAACGAGGAUGUUCUGACGAAAGAUGCGGACGAGUGUGCCAUUUGCCUGGAGGAGCUCCUGCAGGGGGACACUAUCGCUCGCCUACCUUGCCUCUGCAUUUACCACAAGGGGUGUAUUGAUGAGUGGUUUGAGGUGAACAGGUCCUGCCCAGAACAUCCCUCUGAUUGAAUGCUGUUCUGUAAGCACAGGUUUCUAUUUUCCUCUUUGGGGAUGGCAGAAUAUUUCAGCACCAGCACAGCAGCUCAGAUUAUGUUUGAAAAUGUCUUUCCUGAGGAGGACGCAAGUUGUCUAUGAACCCAAAGAGAACUGUGCCAUUCAGAUGUGCCAAAAGAAAUUAAACAGUCUUCAGGGAGUAACCUUUGCAUCCUUCAGACUGAUGAGGCUGUGGCCAUUUCCCUUGUUCAGGUGAGGUCUGUUGGUGUUGGGUUUCACAUGUUGCUUAUAGAAAGCGUAGACCCAACUUUGCAGUACCGUAGUAAAUCGGGAAGUACUGCAUGAAGACCUCCUUGUUCUGCUGCAUCACUGGCUCAACGUGAUUUCCAGUGCGCUGUACUGUGGACAGUUGUUGAACUUCAUCUCUACAAUAUGCCACUCUUCCCGCUGUGCAGCUCUACAGGACAAAGCUGUGCUGUUGGACAUGUGCUUUGCCAGUGCCUUCCCGGUGCACUCUCAGAUCUCAUGUCUGAGUAAAGUCUGCACCGCUUUAUAGCAUGGCUCAGGGACUUGCUGUGAGCUGUUGUGUGUGGGUUUUUUUUUUUUUUUUUUUUUUUUCCCUUUUUCCUCUCUCCCUCUCACAU